Messenger RNA from Paramuricea clavata, 12879 nucleotides. NCBI's taxonomy places the organism in Eukaryota, Metazoa, Cnidaria, Anthozoa, Malacalcyonacea, Plexauridae. The record is from the annotation of a GenBank genome assembly.
AUGAACACUGCAGCCCCAAGUUCCUAUCCGAUGGCUACGCUUUAUGUGGGAGACCUUGCUCCUGAUGUCAACGAAGCUGUUCUUUUUGACAAAUUCAGUGCAACUGGACCUGUUGUUUCCAUUCGUGUUUGCCGUGAUUUGGCGACUCGACGUUCUUUGGGUUAUGCUUAUGUCAACUUUCAACAAUCGGCUGACGGUAUGAAGGCAUCUCUUUCUUGUAAUUUGUACAAAUUAUACUCGUUUCUGUUCAAAUGUAUUAUAUACUUGCUAGAUCUGUAAAAAUAUAAUAAAAUUGCUGCUUUUUGCAGCCGAAAGAGCGUUGGAUACGAUGAAUUUUACACCGAUCAAGGGCCGGCCAUGUCGAAUCAUGUGGUGUCAACGCGAUCCUUCUCUGCGAAGAUCUGUUGUUGGGAGUAUUUUUAUCAAGAAUUUAGAUAAAAGUAUCGACAACAAGGCCUUGUACGACACUUUCAGCGCCUUUGGUAACAUCCUUUCUUGUAAGAUCUCGUUGGACGAAAACGAAGGCUCCAAAAGUUUUGGUUAUGUGCAUUUCGAAACUCAAGAGGCUGCCGAUCAAGCUAUAGAGAAAGUCAAUGGCAUGUUGUUAAAUGACAAGAAAGUGUAAGUAUUUGAGGAAUUUUAGAAGAAAAUUUGGUAUAGAUGCACAAAUUUACAACUGGUUGCAAUGUAUUUUUAGUAGCCUCCUCCACAGAGUAGAGACAUACAGAGACGUAAAUAGUGUACCCCCACUUUUUUUGUGCGCAUGCUCGGCAAGUUACUAGAUGCAUGCAUCUGAUUGGAUGACAACCUGAUGACGACUCACUUUAAACUUGCUGAGCAUGCGCAGUUGAUCAUUUUUCGCCCGGUCGCCUGAAAAAAAGUAGGUACAUGAUAACGUAAUCUUCCGCAGUGUUUACAACGGUCAGUUACGUCUCUGUAUGUCUUAUCUACUCUGUGCCUCCUCCACAGGUUUUACUGUUUUAGCCUGCGAAUGGGUUUUGAAAAAAAAUUUUCUGACCACCCAAUUCCUCGGGUGAGAUGCCUACGGAGGGCAUAGCAGCCCAGUGUCAGGGCCGUAGCGAGCGGGGGUGGGGGGGGGUUGCUUCGUUACUGUUCGCACAGAAUAGAGAUACCACACAUGACUUCUUGUUAUGGUUUUGGGUAACUGUUGCAAUGCUGUUGCCAUGUUCCUAGCCAUUACUCCUUACAUGAGGCAUUCACCCCCUGGAAAUGCUAAAAAUGGCAGAUGUUCAGGGGGGUAAAUGCCCCUUGUAAGUGCAGUGGCUUCCUAGGAACAUGGGAAAUGCAUUUUGAUGGGAAUCAUGGUGUGGUGGUGUUACACUUUUUUGUCCGAGUCGGAAUUCCGUAUGGUCCCUAUUCUGUGUCUGUCGACUCGACUGUAAUUGAGAAUUUCCCUCCAUCAUCAGGUUUGUAGGUAAAUGGAUGUCGAAAAAGGAGCGUAUAGAGCAGCUUGGUGGUGCGCCGAGGAAAUUCACCAAUAUUUAUGUGAAGAAUUUUGGUGACGAUUUCUCGGAUGAAGAGAUGAAGAAACUCUUUGAGCCGUUUGGUGAGAUCCAGAGCAUGAGAAUCAUGAGAACUGAAGAUGGCAAAAGCAGAGGCUUUGGCUUUGUCAGUUUUGCUGAACCUGAUAGUGCUGGACAGGUAUGGAGGUUUGAGUGUGCUUGUGUGUUGUCUAUCUUUGUAUUAUAUUCUAAAUGGACCUUUGCAAACACUUGACGUAACAAUAGGGCCACUCAGUCACAAUUUAGUCAUCAGAGUCUUCCAUUGUCUGUGCUGUGAAUCACUCUCUCAGACUAAUUACAAGUAAUUAGGCAGAACAAACAUGUCUAAUCAAUCGCAUGAUUGUAUAUGUGAGAUCUUCAAUACUGCUUAGAAAUAAUGACAUUGAGUCAGUCUAGUAGUGGUCUUAUAUACUAAAACUGUCUGUACCAGUGUAGGUAGUACCAAUGUAAAAAUGCUGUCCUGAGUGGUUAUAUUACUACCUUAAAAAAUAAGCAGAAACUCUUCCCCCUCUGUUGUCCUGAUGGGGGAAGGGGGUUUCCCAUUGUUGGGGAAGUAUGAAUCUUUUCUAGAACGAUCCAUUGUCUUUCAUUAGGCUGUGGACGAAAUCAACGAGAAGGAGGUGAACGGGAAAAUCUUGUACUGUGGCCAAGCAGAGCUCAGGCGUCGCUUCCAGCAGCAGAAGAUGGAACGGAUCAAUCAGUUUCAAGGUGUUAACUUGUGCAUCAAGAACCUGGAAGAAACAAUUGAUGAUACUCGACUGAGGAAGGAAUUUGAGAGUUACGGUACUAUCACUAGUGCUAAAGUGAUGAGGGACGAUAAAGGAAACUCUAAAGGUAUGUUUGACAUUGAAAUGGCUUGCUUUUUAGUGUAUUGGCAGGUUUCAGUAAGUGUUACGGAGCAGUAAAUUGUGAUAGACUGUUGAUGCUGAUAGGAACAAGAAAAAGUACAUCACUCAAUUUUUACAUAUACGCCAGUGACCAAAUAAAAAUAUUAUACCUCAAAUUCAAAUUGUCCAAUCAGGAAGCUUAGUUUGUGCCACGUGAGCAUGAAAUUAAUCGCGAUAUCACGCCUUACGUCAUCAAUUAGCGAGCCUGCGUUCUUUUUGACAUAGCUCAGUGGUUCCACCCCAUGUUCCCCGGGGAACAUGGGGUGGAACAUUAUUCGCGUAGACCACGCGAGACAACACGCAUGACAACAACAUGGCCGACAAAAUAUAAAUGGUAUUAUACAAUUACUUUAUGGUUUCCGUGUUUGGAUGGCCUGAUCCAAACACGCGGGAAUGUUGCGAGAGUUAAGAAAAGCGCGCGAAACACGAGCCGAAGGCGAGUGAUUUUGCGCACUUUUCUUAACUCGAGCAACAUUCCCAAGUGUUUGGAUCAGGCCAUCCAAACACGGAAACCAUAAAGUAAUUGUUUUAUAAAAUAACUACAACACGAUAGUCUUCCGUGUUUGGAUGGCCUGAUCCAAACACGGGUUUCGACCAAUCAGAGCACGCGUUAUAUACAUGUUAUUUUAUAAUGAUGAGUGAUGAAUAAUCUGGGUAAAUGAUGUAAGACCUGGGGCUUUUUCAAAAUUUUGAAGUAAAUUUUGAAAAAUGUUGUCAUUAAUAUUCCAAACGAUAUGUGAUUCGAAAGAAAAGCGACGAUACUUGCGUUAAUCCGAAAAUAAAACAUCGUAUUCACUAUUCACGAAGGACCGAAGGUAUGUGUCAAGUUUUUAUUUCUCAACUUGGAGGCUUUUAAUUUUCGGUAUAAUAUAUCAUUUAUAGACCCUCCGCUCGGGGAAUUCGGCGAAAUAUUACCCUCAGUGAUGAUAUUUCCCUCGGGGCAAAGCCCCUCGGGAAAUAUCAUCACUUCCGGUAAUAUUUCGCCGAAUCCCCCUCGCUCUGGGUCUAUAAAUGAUAAGGGUUGCAUUGUGACAUCAUUGUUGAUGCUGAUCAACUGUUGUUGACACUUAUAGCAUGCAGCUAGCCAAUUAACCCAUUGAACACUUACUAGUACUCUCCCCUGGACAAGCAAAAUCAUCUGGCAUUAGACAGAGUAAUGUGAAGCUUGGUCCUCACUACGACGCAUGCAUAAGCACAAGUAUUAGAGGGGAUCAAACAUAUUAAUUUCUUAUGUACUGUCUUCACUACGAUGCGACAUAAGCAAAAGACAACCCUCGAAAUUCGCCUCGGCACUCGGCAAUUGCCGAGGCAAGUUACGAUUUUUCAUAGUUUGCCUCGGCAAAAAAAUGCCGAGGCAAUUUCCGCACCGGGGUGAACGAGUGUUAUAACCUUGAAUUACAAACUACAGCGCCGGUUCAUUUUUCCCCCUAAAAUUUACAAACUACAGUGUUCGUUUUUUGUACCACUUCUUUGUUGGAAUUGUUGUCAUCGACGUCGGGUGAACAACAGAAGAUUUCACUCAUAGCUACUUUACAAAAUAUUUAAAUUUGAGCUUUUCAGCGUCGGCUUCCGUUGAAAUAAAGAACAAUCUUGAUGGUUUAAAGAUGGCACGUCGAGAAACUUUGUCAGUUUUUAUCCUUUAGAUUGUCACGCGAUUACCGUCAAGUUUAUUCUUUCAUACUACUAGUAUUUGUUGUUAAAAACAUUUUGAAUCAGGAAUUUGUAAAAUAACAACAAAUUGUCAAACGUCAGAAUCUACGCUCGUUAUAAUAUUUGUUUACAAUAAUGUCCGUAUAUGUACUUUACUUUAUUUACAACUGCCGACGUGAAUGCCGAAGUAAUUGCCGAAGGAAUUUAAGGUGAUUUCAUUGCGUGCCUCGGCAAAAAAAAUUGCCGAGGCAAACUCGAAAAUUAUCGAAAGACUUCGGCAAUUAUUUGCCGAGGCAAAAAUAGUUGAAUUUCGAGGGUUGAAAGAAUAUCAAAACGUUGUGUUCUUUUUCUUAUGCUUCUGUUGUUGCUUAUGCUUGCACUUUAUCUUGCGUUGUAGUGAGGACACAGUGAGAACAAGACAAGCAUAAGAACAUCGAAGCAUUUCCGCUCGUUUAUCAUUGCGCUUACGCUUACGCUUGUGUUGUAAUGAAGACAAGGCUUAAUGAUGUAGGACAUAUAACUAGUUUACCCACAGGCUAGUGAAUGCUGCCUUGGUAUAGCAUUGUUCCCAAAUCUUUAAAUGAGUUUUUUGUAUGUUACGUAACACGCGCUCAAAACUAAUGCGUAUAAUAUACCACAUGAGAUUAUGACUAAAAUCAAAAUUUUUAUUUUUCGAUACGUUUCUCAAUCGGUAAAAAACCUUAAAAAGUAUGUUUAGUGCUUUAUCUGUAAAAUAAUGCUAAAAUGAAGAGAUUUUAGGUGAUACGCCGAAGAGAAAAUGAUGUCUGACGUUCAGUACGUUUUGCUUAAAUGGCUGUAAAUAUAGGUCAAUUUUAAGGCAUCAUUGAUAAUUGUAUUUUAAUUGGCAAUUUUUAACUAUUAUUUUAUGUUUCUCAACCGGCAGACGCAUUUAAAAGGUAGCUAACUCUAUAAACUGUAGAGAAUAAAGCUAAAACAAAGUAGUUUUGAGAGGAACGCCAAAACGAUUUUAGGUUUUGAAUACUUUUCAUUGCAAAUACGUGACAUUGAAAAGAAUUGCCUCUUAAUAUUUUAAAGAAUAAGAGUAAGAAAUAUUCGUAAUGAAUUGGAAUCAUCCAUAAUUUAUACACUUGAAUGUGCCGUAUGAGAACUCGGCGCCCGAAGUUUCGUAUCGAAAGAGGAACAGCCGAACAGGUACGAUGGCUAACAAGAAUGAGUGUACUUAUCAACUUAUCUAACGCGAGGAAAAGAUCAAAAUGGCAGGUAUGGCUGUGAUAUCUGGUAUAUAAAAUUGUAUAGACAAUUUGCCCACAAAUACGGUGCUAGAUCAAAACGGCCCAAAGUCAAAACGGCCCCGCUUCAAUAAUCAUGUGAUUUAGACCAGGGGUUAAUUAAAGGGCAAUGAAAAUGACAUGCAGGUGACAUUUAACAUGUGCGAGUGUGCGUCUCACUAAAUUUGCGUGUUUAAUAAUGUUAUGAUAAUGUUUAUCAAAGAAGGCAAAAAUAUAUACAAGACAACCUCACAUGUGGAAUCUGUUCACUUACGCACUGCGUUGUGAUGCAGUACAAGUACAAAUACUAAUGACAAAGCAUUUUUAAAAGCUUUAAAUCCUGAAACAUAAUUAAAUCAUACGGCACAUUCAAGAUUUUAAUAUCGUAUUUCAGCCCCGUUUAUACUGCUUGGCGCACAUUUGCUGCGUUAUAUUAAUUUAUAUAUUAUUAUACCUAUGUUAUAUACACAGAUUUAUUACUAAUACAGGGUCCGAAUUAUCGCUACAAAACAGCUUCGCAUUUUUUUUUGAAAAAUUUCACGUUAAAAUACACAUUUUAGGACCCGAUUUUUUUGAGCAUCAGAAAAAGCCGAAAAGGAAUGCGACGCAUGCAAUGAUUUUGCUAAGGCAUUUUGAACAUGAUUGCAAUUAUUUCACACUGGAUAAAGCACUACAUUCUGCUAAAAAUCAAACGCUUCCGUAGUAAAAUUGAAAAUUCUAAAAAUAUGUAUGCUCUCGCAUUUGUAUAAACAUUUGGACAACCUGGCUGUGACAAGUAAUUAUCGAAGCAAUGUUACCAUGUGCUCAAUGUCAAAACGUUACGUUUUCGUUGUUUUUUCCCCUAAAAAAAGGCUGCUAUUUUUCGCACGUAUACGUACAGAAAGUUUAAAUCUUUCUAAAUUUUAUUUAAGUUCUACCUACCUCAACAACUGAGCCUUUAAAUAGAUCACGAAACUAAAUGCAGGCCUUUUAUUCAUUUAAUUAUUUUAUAAGAAACUUUUAAAUGGUUCAAACUUUUCCAUGCAUGUACGCACGCACGCAUACGAAAAACGCUUAACUGGAAAGCAGCCUUAAUUAACAACACAAAAUUUCAAUCAGUAAACAUUGCUAAAGUCAAGGAAUUGCUGUAUUUACAGUAUACAGUAUAGACCUUAGGGAUACUUCACAAUUGGGCAUGUGUCCCCACGAUUAUGCAGGUCUAUUAUCCUUGUUUAUACAGGUAUACAUCGUUUAAAAUUCCAUGAUUUCUAUCUUCUUUGAAACGCUAAGAUGUAAGUUAUAUAAUUUUAAAUUAACAGUGAAGCAAAUGGCUAAACAAACAAUGAAUUGUCGUUCUCACCGUUGACAACUGUGAUGUCAACCUCAAAACACGAGCGCAGAACUCAAAAGUGAGAUGCUCCACACAAAUGAAAUGAAAUAGAAGAAAGUGAAGAUUCCAGUGAAAUGGAAGAAAGCUGGAUAUCAAGCAUUAACUAAAGAAGCUUCGCAAUUUUUAGAAAAAUUGCUUCGCAAUUUUACGCAAUAACCAAAAUCGCUUCGCAUUUUGCGAUUUGCGAAGCGUUAAUUCGGACCUUGUAAUAAAUCAACACUAUAUGAUAAUAUAUAAGAACUCACAAAGUGCAGUCACCUUUUUAUAAAUAAACCUUUUUAAAAGCAUAUCAUUGUAAUUGCAGACCAGAAGCAAAAAGCACAGCCACGUAGGCCUACCAGAUUUAUUAAGCAAUCGUGAGAUUAUAUACAUGGAAAGAAUAUGGAGAUUAUGUUAAGCACCCCGUAUAAUGACGAAAGCACCGCGUAUAAUGCUCGAACCAAUGCGUAUAAUGGCGAACGCACCGCGUAUAACGUUCGAACCACUGCGUAUCGACAAAAUGCCGUUUGAUCAGUACUUACCCCAGGUAUGGCUUUCCAUAAAAGAAAACCAAAGAUGAAAGAUGAUCACAUUAUUUGUUUGCCUUAUGCCUGUUUAUUAGGCAAAAAUAGCCUGCCGGCCUGGAAGCAGUGCAUUGUGGUAGGCCGAAAUACGCCGAAACGAUCGAGAUUUCAUCUGCCUUAUAUAUAUAUACACAUAUACAUAAAGAUAUAAAGAUUAGGUCUGCUGCCUCGCUCGCUCGCUUCACGCUCGCUCGCUACGGCAGCAAUGACAAGAUCUCUGAUAACUGCACAUGCAGGUUGAUCACCAUCAAUUGGCUGUAGGAUAGUGCCCAGUGAAACCAACCUAUUUAAAGCUUGUGACCAUGAAUAAAAACAAACAUUUCGUUUUCCUUCAGGUUUUGGCUUUGUUUGUUUCCAAUCUCCUGAGGAAGCCACCAAGGCGGUGACUGAAAAGAACGGCCAGAUAGUCAUGACGAAGCCAUUGUAUGUUGCACUUGCUCAACGCAAGGAAGAGCGUCAGGCACAGCUCGCAGCUCAACACAUGCAGCGUGUCGCUGGAAGAAUGAUCCAGCAAGGAACUCAACCAGUUGGUCAGAUGUUCACUGGUGGAUUUUAUCCUGCCAUGGCCACAUUCCCACCUGUAUGUAGUUUGUUACUUUGUUUAUAUUGUAGACUAUAUUUGCUCCAUUAUGAACAUUCAGGAAGCAGCAAGUCACUUUGAUAGUCUAGUUAUUGCAUUCGGUGCAUUGUAUGAGUAGAGAGCUAUAGAGUUGACUGGAAGAAGAAAAGCUAUUAAAUCUGUCAACCAUUAUACAACUAUAUAAGGCACAAGGUUAGUGAUUAGUCAGCAUCACUAGCAAGCUGCAAAUCGUUGAAUUCAACUUUUUAUGCUCAUUAUUUGCUCAUUUCAGGGUCAGCGUCCAGCAUUGUUCCCGCUUCAAGUUGAACAAAGAAGUUUCCCCACCCUUUGCCUAAUGUCACAUGCUUUUAUUCAUCUUAGAGUCAAUAUUUGCUCAAUCCAUCAGUCCUGGCUCAAGCAUCUCCCCCAGAUCAGAAACAAAUGUUAGGUGAACGUUUGUUCCCUCUGAUCCAACAAACCCAUCCUGAUAUGGCUGGUAAGAUCACAGGCAUGUUGUUGGAGAUUGAUAAUGCUGAGUUGCUGCACAUGUUGGAGUACCGUGAGGCGCUUGCUGCCAAGGUUGAAGAGGCUGUCGCCGUCCUCCAAGCUCAUCAAGCAGGUCUAGAAAUGCCCGAUAUGUCUGGACAACGGGUCAAUCCGGUGCCUGGUGCAGGACCGCGUAGCCAGAAAUAUCGGCCAGCUGUGAAUAAAGCAGGUGCAGGAAUGCCCGGUAUGUCUGGACAACGGUUUAGUCCGGUAUCAGGGGCAGGACCACGUAGCCAGAAAUAUCGGCCAGCUGUGAAUAAAGCGGGUACAGAAAUGCCCGGUAUGUCUGGACAACGGGUUAGUCCGGUACCAGGGGCAGGACCACGUAGCCAGAAAUAUCGGCCAGCUGUGAAUCCAGUGGGUGCAGCCCAACAACCUCCAGCUAACGCUGCAAACUCUUCUACUGGCGGCGUGGCUAUACCUGUAAGUACAGCAAUUGUUUGAGCAUCACUGAUAUCAUAUUUAACACAUGCCCUAACCUGAGUAUCAGGCUCUAUUUUACAAAUAAUAGCCUGACACAAACCUUAAUCUGAUUACUUUCCACCCACAGCAAAGUUUACAUUUAGUAUCCAAUCAAAAUGUCGCGGAAGAAAUUUAAAUUUCACACAAUGACAACAACAAUCUAAUUAUAGUUGUGAUCACUAUAAAAUAUAUCAACAACAGUAGUAUAAUCUAAUUAGCACCAACCAAUCAAAUAACAGAUUAAAAAAUCUUUUGUCUCAUAGACCAAUCAGAUUUACAACCGAAAUACGGUUGUACGGCAUGGACUUUUGUUAAGGUUUGUAUCAGGCCUAUUUAUUUAUUUAUUUAUAGGCCUGAUCGCAGGUUACACAUGCCCUAGUUCACAGAUGGGGUUUUUUCAUCGUAGAACCAAGAUUUGCUCAAUCCAUCAGUCCUGGCUCAAGCAUCUCCCCCAGGUCAGAAGCAAAUGUUAGGUGGACGUCUGUUCCCUCUGAUCCAACAAACCCAUCCUGAUCUGGCUGGUAAGAUCACAGGCAUGUUGUUGGAGAUUGAUAAUGCUGAGUUGCUGCACAUGUUGGAGUACCGUGAGGCGCUUGCUGCCAAGGUUGAAGAGGCUGUCUCCGUCCUCCAAGCUCAUCAAGCAGGUCUAGAAAUGCCCGAUAUGUCUGGACAACGGGUCAAUCCGGUGCCUGGUGCAGGACCGCGUAGCCAGAAAUAUCGGCCAGCUGUGAAUAAAGCGGGUGCAGAAAUGCCCGGUAUGUCUGGACAACGGAUUAGUCCGGUACCAGGGGCAGGACCACGUAGCCAGAAAUAUCGGCCAGCUGUGAAUCCAGUGGGUGCAGCCCAACAACCUCCAGCUAACGCUGCAAACUCUUCUACUGGCGGCGUGGCUAUACCUGUAAGUACAGCAAUUGUUUGAGCAUCACUGAUAUCAUAUUUAACACAUGCCCUAACCUGAGUAUCAGGCUCUAUUUUACAAAUAAUAGCCUGACACAAACCUUAAUCUGAUUACUUUCCACCCACAGCAAAGUUUACAUUUAGUAUCCAAUCAAAAUGUCGCGGAAGAAAUUUAAAUUUCACACAAUGACAACAACAAUCUAAUUAUAGUUGUAAUCACUAUAAAAUAUAUCAACAACAGUAGUAUAAUCUAAUUAGCACCAACCAAUCAAAUAACAGAUUAAAAAAUCUUUUGUCUCAUAGACCAAUCAGAUUUACAACCGAAAUACGGUUGUACGGCAUGGACUUUUGUUAAGGUUUGUAUCAGGCCUAUUUAUUUAUUUAUUUAUAGGUCUGAUCGCAGGUUACACAUGCCCUAGUUCACAGAUGGGUUUUUUCAUCGUAGAACCAAGAUUUGCUCAAUCCAUCAGUCCUGGCUCAAGCAUCUCCCCCAGAUCAGAAGCAAAUGUUAGGUGGACGUCUGUUCCCUCUGAUCCAACAAACCCAUCCUGAUCUGGCUGGUAAGAUCACAGGCAUGUUGUUGGAGAUUGAUAAUGCUGAGUUGCUGCACAUGUUGGAGUACCGUGAGGCGCUUGCUGCCAAGGUUGAAGAGGCUGUCUCCGUACUCCAAGCUCAUCAAGCAGGUCUAGAAAUGCCCGAUAUGUCUGGACAACGGGUCAAUCCGGUGCCUGGUGCAGGACCGCGUAGCCAGAAAUAUCGGCCAGCUGUGAAUAAAGCAGGUGCAGGAAUGCCCGGUAUGUCUGGACAACGGUUUAGUCCGGUAUCAGGGGCAGGACCACGUAGCCAGAAAUAUCGGCCAGCUGUGAAUAAAGCGGGUGCAGAAAUGCCCGGUAUGUCUGGACAACGGGUUAGUCCGGUUCCAGGGGCAGGACCACGUAGCCAGAAAUAUCGGCCAGCUGUGAAUCCAGUGGGUGCAGCCCAACAACCUCCAGCUAACGCUGCAAACUCUUCUACUGGCGGCGUGGCUAUACCUGUAAGUACAGCAAUUGUUUGAGCAUCACUGAUAUCAUAUUUAACACAUGCCCUAACCUGAGUAUCAGGCUCUAUUUUACAAAUAAUAGCCUGACACAAACCUUAAUCUGAUUACUUUCCACCCACAGCAAAGUUUACAUUUAGUAUCCAAUCAAAAUGUCGCGGAAGAAAUUUAAAUUUCACACAAUGACAACAACAAUCUAAUUAUAGUUGUGAUCACUAUAAAAUAUUUGAUCACAUUGGCCGUGACUUAGAUCGUGGUAAACAAAUUGACGUAAUUUAUUUAGACAUGUCAAAGGCCUUUGAUAAAGUGAGCCACGCAAAGCUGUUACAUCGCCUUCGUGAAUUCGGGUUUGGAGGAAGCAUUCUCAAAUGGUUCGGUUCAUAUCUGACCAACCGAUAUCAACAAACGACCGUUCUUGGAGCAACGUCGAGGCCGCUUCCAGUAACAUCAGGAGUGCCGCAGGGGUCCAUCCUCGGUCCAUUAUUGUUCCUUCUAUAUGAGAAUCAUCUCUCCAAUUCCGUGACCAAUUCAAGGAUUGCUAUAUUCGCGGACGAUACCAAGAUCUUCAAGACCAUCAAUUUGAUCUCUGAUGCGUCUGCUCUACAGAAUGAUCUGUCAAACUUCCAAGAAAGCUCAAGCACUAUUAACCUCGAAUUAAAUAACACCAAAUGCAAAGUCUUAAGAGUCACCCGAAAGCACAAUAAAAUUACUUAUCCAUACAAACUUAACGAUACCAUCCUAGAAUGCACGGACUGUGAACGAGAUCUUGGAGUUUUAACAUCUUCUACUCUGACUUGGUCUAAACAAGUUGACCACCUGUGCAACAAAGCCACCAAAAUGCUAGGAUAUGUCCGAAGAUCAAACAUCAAAGAUAUCACGGUUCGCCGCAGACUAUAUUUAUGUCUUGUUCGUUCCCAGCUAUGCUAUGGAUCUCAAAUUUGGGCACCACAAUCAGUAACCUUAAUUAAACGCGUGGAAAGACUUCAAAGACGCGCAACAAAGUACAUCCUGAAUCUGCCCUUCCGUUGUGGCACAACCUACAACCAGAGACUUGCACUUUUAGAUCUCCUUCCAUUGUGCUACUGGCAUGAAUUUCUAGAUAUGGUAACCUUCUACAAAUUAACGCAUGGCAUCAUGACCAUUGACAGUAAUUUAAUACAGUCGUCACCCAAUAACAACAGAAGACAAACCAGGUCGUCUAAUCCCAAUCACCUGUCAAUCACAACGGCACAAUGCAAGACCACUACCUACCAAAGGUCAUUUCUCAACCGAACAAAGAGACUAUGGAACGCAUUACCAAAAAGUUUGACAAGCAAUAACAUUAGUUUAGGACAAUUCAAAAACGGACUUUCAAAAUAUUACAAGUUAGCGUUGGAAGACGUUUUUAACGUUGAUGAUUCAAGGACAUGGAAAUCUAUAUGUUUGUCUUGUAACAAGUCUCGUAAUCUGUCCUGUCAAAUAUCGUGUUGUUAUUAGAUUUAUGUUCGUUGUAUAUUGUUGUAUAGUAUUAAAAUAGUUAAUGGGCCGCUGUAAUUGGUGAAAACUGUUGCGUGCACCCUGCCAAUGAAACACAUAUUAUUAUAUGUUGUUGUAAAUCAGUGGUGUUAUAUGUUGCAUGUUACUUGGCAAAGUUAAAUAAAUUAAAAUAUAUCAACAACAGUAGUAUAAUCUAAUUAGCACCAACCAAUCAAAUAACAGAUUAAAAAAUCUUUUGUCUCAUAGACCAAUCAGAUUUACAACCGAAAUACGGUUGUACGGCAUGGACUUUUGUUAAGGUUUGUAUCAGGCCUAUUUAUUUAUUUAUUUAUAGGCCUGAUCGCAGGUUACACAUGCCCUAGUUCACAGAUGGGUUUUUUCAUCGUAGAACCAAGAUUUGCUCAAUCCAUCAGUCCUGGCUCAAGCAUCCCCCCCAGAUCAGAAGCAAAUGUUAGGUGGACGUCUGUUCCCUCUGAUCCAACAAACCCAUCCUGAUCUGGCUGGUAAGAUCACAGGCAUGUUGUUGGAGAUUGAUAAUGCUGAGUUGCUGCACAUGUUGGAGUACCGUGAGGCGCUUGCUGCCAAGGUUGAAGAGGCUGUCUCCGUACUCCAAGCUCAUCAAGCCCGUGAGCAAACACCAGCAGAACAACCCAAGAAGUAA